UGCAGUAUCAGUAAUGAAUACUGAAAGCAAUCAUGUUGUUACUAUGACAACAAAAUGUAACUUUGUAUAUAUUCUUUUAUAGCUUCAUAGUACAUUAAUGUUUAAGAACGUUUUUAGUGUUGCAUAGAACAAUUACAAUAGAAAAUUAAAGAGUUUAUAUAAUUUAAUAAUGUCUUCUACAGGAGCUACUAAUGUAGUAAGAGGGGAGGGAAUACUCCAUGCACAUAAAGUACGAUAUAGUAAGGAAACACACCAACUGUUGAAGGUUCUACUGGAGGAAAGCAAACUGUCAAUAUUCCAACGGCAGCAGAUUCAAAAUUCUGUCUGUAAUGGUGACCCACUACCACCUCUACCAUCUGGCCAAGAUGUUAGAUCAAGUGUUCGAGUUCCAGCAAGUGCCUAUGUUAAAAAGCAUGUUUUUCACAAGAAACGAACCCGAGAUGCCAUAAUUUCUUCAGGGGCAUAUGAACGAGAUUCUUUUGUUCCCAUUCAUCCCAGAGUUGACAAAGAAAAAGAGAAGCAAAAAUUGCAGAGUCUGAUGGCAUAUGGUAAAGUUAUUCCUCCAACUCCCGUGAACAAAACGCGGUUGGUUCCUAAGCCACCCCUGGAAACCCCAAAGCAAACGGACAGGUUUACAGAAUUGGUAGAAGAGGUCCAGGAUCGCUUAGAAUUUUUGUUGGAGAUGAAAGAACUAGGAUAUGAGAAGAAGUAUCGCCCCAUUAUUGAACAACAGGUAGCAUCCAAGGUGAGACAAAUGAAGAAAAUCAACCCACAACGUUGUCAAGAGCUCAGAAUAUCUGAACGCUUGUUUCUGCUUUAAUGAAAGCCAUAAGCAUGAAGGAUAAUGUUCUUUUUUAUACUAUUUAUAACUUUUACGACACCAAAUUUACUCAUGGUAAAUGCUCAAUUUUUCACUUAAUAAAGAAAUAUAUUCACAUUUUAACCAUCUUGUCAUGUUUGUGUGAAACUUAUAUUUUAUGACUGUUUAUUUUAAAGCGUGCUGUUUGUAUGUCAUUUUGUAAAUGUCAAAAUGUCUUUGUACAGUCCUGAUUUAUUUUGUGACCAUGUAAGAUACAAUUUUGUAAUCAUCUUUCAAACACAGCUGUUUCCAUCACUGAAAGUGUGUUUUGUACGUGGAGCGAAGAGCAAUACAUACCAGGGCUUUAAUAAAAGUGACUUGCAAAAUAUAUUCAUUCAUUUCAAUAACACA
Molecule: messenger RNA, 1210 nt
Organism: Zootermopsis nevadensis
Lineage: Eukaryota; Metazoa; Arthropoda; Insecta; Blattodea; Termopsidae
Product: UPF0193 protein EVG1
Source: RefSeq, a predicted model, not a curated record